Rhinolophus ferrumequinum (greater horseshoe bat) is the source of this 1226-nucleotide messenger RNA. Its product is annotated as high mobility group protein B1. Gene Ontology annotation, cellular component: nucleus. The transcript has a single exon. NCBI's taxonomy places the organism in Eukaryota, Metazoa, Chordata, Mammalia, Chiroptera, Rhinolophidae. Bases 126 to 773 code for a protein of 215 amino acids. The record is from RefSeq and is a predicted model, not a curated record. Gene Ontology annotation, molecular function: DNA binding, bending. Gene Ontology annotation, biological process: regulation of transcription by RNA polymerase II.
CUGCGUCUGGCUCCCGCUCUCACAGCCAUUGCAGUACAUUGAGCUCCAUAGAGACAGCGCCGGGGCAAGUGCGAGUCGGACGGGUACUGGGCGACUCUGUGCUCGCUGAGGAAAAAUAAUUAAACAUGGGCAAAGGAGAUCCUAAGAAGCCGAGAGGCAAAAUGUCAUCAUAUGCAUUCUUUGUGCAAACUUGCCGGGAGGAGCACAAGAAGAAGCACCCAGAUGCUUCAGUCAACUUCUCAGAGUUUUCUAAGAAGUGUUCAGAGAGGUGGAAGACCAUGUCUGCUAAAGAAAAGGGAAAAUUUGAAGACAUGGCAAAGGCUGACAAGGCCCGUUAUGAAAGAGAAAUGAAAACUUAUAUCCCUCCUAAAGGGGAAACAAAAAAGAAGUUCAAGGAUCCCAAUGCACCCAAGAGGCCUCCUUCGGCCUUUUUCUUGUUUUGUUCUGAGUAUCGCCCAAAAAUCAAAGGAGAGCAUCCCGGCCUAUCCAUUGGUGAUGUUGCAAAGAAGCUGGGGGAGAUGUGGAAUAACACGGCUGCAGACGACAAGCAGCCUUAUGAGAAGAAGGCAGCUAAGCUGAAGGAAAAAUACGAAAAGGAUAUUGCUGCAUACCGAGCUAAAGGAAAGCCUGAUGCAGCAAAAAAGGGAGUUGUCAAGGCUGAAAAGAGCAAGAAAAAGAAGGAAGAGGAGGAGGACGAGGAAGAUGAAGAGGAUGAGGAAGAGGAGGAAGAUGAAGAAGAUGAAGAUGAAGAAGAAGAUGAUGAUGAUGAAUAAGUUGGUUCUAGCGCAGUUUUUUUUUCUUGUCUAUAAAGCAUUUAACCCCCCUGUACACAACUCACUCCUUUUAAAGAAAAAAAUUGAAAUGUAAGGCUGUGUAAGAUUUGUUUUUAAACUGUACAGUGUCUUUUUUUGUAUAGUUAACACACUACCGAAUGUGUCUUUAGAUAGCCCUGUCCUGGUGGUAUUUUCAAUAGCCACUAACCUUGCCUGGUACAGUAUGGGGGUUGUAAAUUGGCAUGGAAAUUUAAAGCCGGUCCUUGUUGGUGCACAGCACAAAUUAGUUAUAUAUGGGGAUGGUAGUUUUUUCAUCUUCAGUUGUCUCUGAUGCAGCUUAUACAAAAUAAUUGUUGUUCUGUUAACUGAAUACCACUCUGUAAUUGCAAAAAAAAUUGCAGCUGUUUUGUUGACAUUCUGAAUGCUUCUAAGUAAAUACAAUUUUUUUUAUUA